Molecule: messenger RNA, 396 nt
Organism: Amorphotheca resinae ATCC 22711
Lineage: Eukaryota; Fungi; Ascomycota; Leotiomycetes; Helotiales; Amorphothecaceae
Exons: 2
Coding region: 49-396 (115 amino acids)
Source: RefSeq, a predicted model, not a curated record
GUCAGACUUCCAUGUACGAAGCCCAUAAGUUUCAUCCAACAAGUCGCCAUGUCCACGGCUUCCUUUGGUGUCAUCGAAUCUGGUCCCACUGUUGCUGGCGAUGCCUUGAACUGUCUCUUCGGUAUGCCGUAUGGAUGCUCUCUAUCGGCAACAAUUGUUUCAGCACAGGAUCCUGCUCUCCAAGCCAUCUGCGUUCAUUCUACCUGCCCAAUUGCUCCCAACGUCACCUGUUCGAGCUACACAACUGCUGAGAAACCAUCGAUUGCCAUCUCCAGUUUGAUACCAAGCGCUACAGCAAAUUCUUCCAUGCCGGCUACCAUCUCGACUACUGCGAGCAUUAUUUUGGGAUUUAGUAUUGCUGCCUUGGCUACUCGUUUCGCGGCGAUGUUGCCGUGA